AUGGAGGACGCGAUCCCAGAGUGCACCGCUUUCCUCGGCCAGCUAGACGAGCAGGUGCACGAUGGCGACGAUAUGAUGGAGACUGGUGGGGUUCCCUUGCGCGAAACUACAGAGCAGAAACACGUGAUGGUCGUGGCAGGACAUCACUUACUAGUGAGGAGCGGGCAGAAAGAGGCUUGGAACAUGAUCAAGGGUGCGAGCCCCCUACUCGUGAUCAUCAAGCCGCCCGAGGACAUCUACAACAAGAAGCUCAAGGAGAAGAUCGGCAGGGACGUGGCGACCUCCAUGUCGGACAUGGCGACCCAGCAGGCGAUUAACGGCAGGUGCUUCUACUACGAGCAGGAGGAGAGCUCUCGAGAAUGGGACGACCAACUCACCCAGAAGCUGCGGCGACUUCCCGAGGUCUUAUCGGGGAAAGCUAAUGCACGAGGACGGGCCUGUUUGACCAACCUAUCUGGCCAGGCAUCAGAGUACGGGAAGAUGCUGAGCCAGGAGUUCGUGCAGGGCUCUCUGCAGAACAAGCUGGGGGGCGUGCCGAUACCCCUGCAGGAGCUUACUGGAGCUCUGGCACGAGCUAUCGUGAAGGCCAAGAUGAACGAGCUGGCGAUCGUCGAGACGAAGAUGGACGAAGACAAUUCAAGCUUGCAGCGUGCGUCUUGUUGUACAGCGCCCGUCUCCAACAACAAGGACGAGAGGGGCACGGAUCCUCAUGCCAAGCAGCAGGUACAGAAGAUACACGAGAACAUGGGUCACUGCAGUAACGAGAAUCUGGUGAUGGGUUUGAAGUGCGGCAAGGCUCGUCAGGUCUCUACCGAGUUCAACGACGUCAUCGGCAUGGACAUCUUCUUCGUUCUAGGUCCCGAGAACACCACCAAUGUGCCGAUGCUCAACAUCGCGUGUCACGGGGCGGGGAUCAUCGUGAUAGACGGCGAGAAAGGUUCUUCAACGGGCGAGUUUCCAGACGCAGCUGAAGGAGACGGCACCGAGGUGAAGGUGGCGAGCGCUACCUCGCCAUGGCAGGCAGGCAAGACUGAGAGGGCUGGGGGGACCUGGAAGGAGACCUUCUACCGCACAAGGCAGAAGUUCAACACCAAGAACUGGGACGACUUCUGCGAGCUGGUCGACUCAGUCAACGUGGCGAUUGCCAUGAAUGGGGGCACCGAGCUUGCCAGGAGCAUUGACAUGCGCAAGGCAGCCAUGGCAGCGUACAUCGAGGCGGAGUGCUCCGAGAACACGGUGUGGCGCUCGUACCAGGGUGGGCUACUGAAAUGCUCACCAGAACAGCUUCGACACGCCAUUGAGGGGGAGACAUCCGUCCGGGAGCAGAUCGACCACACGAUGAAGGAGGAGGUGAGCACCGAGAACCGCGGAAGGCGCAAGUACGAGGACCUGGCCAAGCAGCCCUCACCAGCUGAGGAGGACCAGGACGACGUACCUCAGACAGCACCCCCAGAGUCAGCAGGGGAUGAUCAACCAGCGGCCUCCCUGGAGCCACCGACGGUGGAGAUCGAGCACUCCUCCGAUGCGAAGACGAAGGAGGUCACGGAGAAGUCUCUUGUGAACACCUACAAGUACCAGCCGUACAUCUCAGCCAAGCGCAGGGAGUGGGGCAACAUACAGAAGGCGGGUGCAGUACGGCAAAAGCCCUUGCUCUGCAUGAGUGGCGACGACUGGAGGAUGGCCAAGGCGCGAUGGACCGUCCAGGGACACACCGACCCUGACCUAUCGGAGCUGGAGACCUACAGCCCAGUCGUGGGUAAGGAUUCGGUUUUCCUCAUCCUGCAAAUCUUGUGCACCCAUAAGUGGACGCUGCAGCUUGCAGACAUCACGUCGGCCUUCACAGCAGGAGACCCACUGGACAGGGACGAAGAGGGCUUGCGCGGCGUCAUGGGCCUUGCGGUGGACGACAUUGUGGGCGGUGGCGACCAGAAGUUCGAUGAGGCCUGCAAGAAGUUGCGUCAGAAGUUCCCCUUCGGGGCCUGGCGUCUCAAGAAGGGGGAGUACACAGGCAAGGAGUUCGACCAGAGCGACGACAACACGGAGAUCACCAUCACUCAACGCCAGAGCUCCGUCAAUAUUCAACUUAUCGACAUCGCCACAGAGAGGCGUAAAACGCCUCAGUCACCAGCGACGCCAGCAGAGCUGCAUCAGGCACGGAGCCUGCGCGGCUCCAUCUCCUUCCUGGCGCGGGAGAGUCGCCCCGACCUCUCGGGUCCUGUCUCUCUCGUGCAGGAAAAAAUGCCGAAUCUCACUGUGGGCGACUUGCUGGAAGCAAAUCGUAUCGGCCGCAUGGCCAAGGAGUUUUGCGACGUAACACUCAUGGUACGACACAUACCUUUUCACGAGCUCGCCUUCGCUGCCUUCAAUGACGCGGCCUGGGCCAAUGCACGGGAUGGGGCCUCGCAAGCAGGAUGCAUCGUGUUCGCUACGCAGCGUAAGAUCUUGAAGGGCGAAGCGGCCACCAUCUCCAUCCAAUCUUGGAAGAGUCACAAAUUGAAGAGGAAAUGUGCUCACCGGAUUGGUGCGGAGACGCUGGCCAUAUCGGAGGGUAUGGCUAUGGCGGAGCUCAUCAGGACUAUGCUGCUAGAGAUCGUAGACUCCGGGUUCGACCUGAUGCGUCCCUACCUACUCGCUGGUCGUUUCCCCGUCAUCAGUGUGACCGGCUCCAGAGGCGGUUACGAUCACGCUACCUAUCCGGAGGCGGGACUGGCGGAGGACAAAAGGGCAGCAAUCGACGUGGCCAUCGUGCGCUCAGCGAUGCAGCGGCCUCAAGUUCAUCUACGAUGGAUCGAGGGUACAAGUCAGCUGACCGACCCGCUCACCAAGCGCAAGGGCGAGAGCGCGUUACUUCGACAUGCCCUGGAGUUGGGCGAGUAG
Prorocentrum cordatum is the source of this 2877-nucleotide messenger RNA. NCBI's taxonomy places the organism in Eukaryota, Dinophyceae, Prorocentrales, Prorocentraceae. The record is from the annotation of a GenBank genome assembly.